Messenger RNA from Symbiodinium pilosum, 1410 nucleotides. The record is from the annotation of a GenBank genome assembly. Lineage: Eukaryota; Dinophyceae; Suessiales; Symbiodiniaceae.
AUGUCGGUUGAGCCUUUCAACAUCGUGGUGCGAAAUACUUUCAUUGAUGCAGUGACAGAACCUGAAGGCAUCGUUGUGGAUGACAGCCCUUUGAAUCGGACUCGAUCUGAUCCAACUGGUGGAUACUCCAAGCAGGUGCUAAAUCUGGAUAGGAUAGUGCCGCGAGCAGGAAUAGCAGAGGAAGAGGAGGAGGACGAAGAGGCGCCCAUCCAUGACCUUCCUCAUCCAGCCUUUCAUCGUAGGCCGCUGGAGGACGAGGAUGAGCCUCUGGCUCGAACGCGCAGUAUGGGACAGCCAGCUUUGGCCAAUGUUGGCCGCACGCUCUCGGCUGCCUCAGCAGGCGAGUCCCUGCAGCGAUUGUUGACAGGCGGCGGAGAGGAUGAAAGCUUCGCUGCUGCCAUGGCUGGGGUGCCUCCGUGGGGUCUGUCCAUGGGCCUUCCGCAGCCACCAUGGACGUACCCUUUGCAGCCCCCUAUUGCGCCGCCAAUUCCACAUGCUCCGAUUGCUCCUCCAAUGCCUUCGUGGAGCCUUGACAAUCUCACGGCCCGAACAGCCUCGGCCCACACAGCACAGACUGCCGCACAGACAGCAGCGGCAGCAGCGCGACUUUCUGCGGCCCAAGCUGCCUUGGAACUUGAAAUCUCGGCCAAGGCAGCAGAAGCAGCAAAGGUAGUCGCCUCUAAGACCUUCGCUCAGGCUUCAGCUGAGGCUCUAGCCCAGGUGACCCAGCCUUGCAUGCAUCCCUCCUUGGCUCAGCGGGCCCAGCCACUCAGACAGGAGUGGCAGGAUGACGGCAAGGCCUUCAUGAAAUCGGAUCAGGUUCAGGAUGUGGGACUACCUCUAGGUUCGCUCAUCCCACAGCUGGACGGCAGACCACCCUUGGGCCGCCGACACAGCUUUCAUCAGGAGACGAAGGGCAUGGGCAUCGUUCAGCCGGAUUUUCGCCAGUUCACCAAGGUGGGAUACGAAGGCCGCCUGUCAGUCGUCUCUGAAUCACAAGUGCAUCAAGAUGGGCUCCAAAGAUAUUUGGUGCAGUUCACCUCUGGUGAACUGAGCCGAGCCGAUGGAGUUGGAUUCGUUUUUUCGCAGCGCUUGCCCUGUGCCAAGAACAUCCAGAGGAUAGUCUCGAUUUUUGUGAAUCAACGUGGGCGCAUUUGCAUGCGUGCUUUCACGGAACUCGAGAGGGCGUCGGCAUUUGUAAAGCCUUUGGAACUUGGCGAUUGUGUUGAAAUGGCGAUUGAUUUGACAAAUCAGGUUUGCAGUUUCAACAUCUGGGAAUGUACAGAUUCUGGCUGGCCAGACUUGACAGGGAGGCCAGCGUCCAGCGCGGAGCUAAACUUCGGUGCGAGGUUGCUCAGCCUCAGUCAGGCCCGCACUUGUGCUUUCCUGCAAGCAGUGUUGCCGCAUUAG